Messenger RNA from Coffea eugenioides, 2579 nucleotides. RefSeq names its product heat shock 70 kDa protein, mitochondrial. The record is from RefSeq and is a predicted model, not a curated record. Gene Ontology annotation, molecular function: misfolded protein binding; ATP-dependent protein folding chaperone; heat shock protein binding. NCBI's taxonomy places the organism in Eukaryota, Viridiplantae, Streptophyta, Magnoliopsida, Gentianales, Rubiaceae. Gene Ontology annotation, cellular component: mitochondrion; cytoplasm. Gene Ontology annotation, biological process: cellular response to unfolded protein; protein refolding. The transcript has 6 exons. The coding region runs from base 258 to 2303 and encodes 681 amino acids.
UAACCCAUUAUUUUCUAUUUACUUAUUUUUUUCAUCAGUGGACAAAACAGUAUCGUCCCCGUUUGUUAGUGUUUUUCUUUAUCCGCCUCCGCUCCUGCUGUCGUCCUCAUUUUCUUCUCCACUUCAUAAACCCUAAACCCUAGAACCCUCUCCUCCUGGGGUAUAGAAACGGAAAACAGAGAACAGCUAGAGAAACGAAAAGAAAAAAAAAAAAGAAAAGAAAAGCAGAGCCUGGGGUUCUGAUCAAUAUCUUCUCAAUGGCUACCGCUGUCUUGCUUAGAUCCCUUCGUCGGCGUGAACUUGCUUCCGCUCCAAUCUCUGCUUAUAAAUCUUUGGUUGGCAACACCAAGUCAGCAUGGAUUUCAGCCAAUUCAAGCUACAAUUGGGCAAGUCUCACCAGACCGUUUAGCUCGAAACCCCUUGGAAAUGAAGUAAUUGGUAUUGAUUUGGGUACAACAAACUCUUGUGUAGCUGUUAUGGAGGGCAAGAAUCCCAAAGUGAUUGAGAAUUCUGAAGGAUCUCGAACUACACCAUCAGUGGUUGCUUUUAACCAGAAAGGAGAGUUACUCGUUGGUACACCAGCCAAGCGUCAAGCAGUCACCAACCCUAACAACACACUCUUUGGGACCAAGCGUUUGAUUGGGAGACGAUUUGAUGAUCUACAAGUACAGAAGGAAAUGAAGAUGGUUCCAUACAAGGUUGUUAGGGCUCCAAACGGAGAUGCCUGGGUUGAAGCUAAUGGGCAGCAGUACUCUCCUAGCCAAGUUGGAGCCUUUGUUCUGACUAAGAUGAAGGAAACUGCAGAGGCCUACCUGGGCAAGACAAUUGACAAAGCUGUGAUUACAGUUCCAGCUUAUUUUAAUGAUGCUCAAAGACAGGCUACAAAGGAUGCUGGGCGAAUUGCUGGUCUUGAUGUCCAAAGAAUUAUCAAUGAGCCGACUGCUGCUGCACUUUCUUAUGGUUCCAACAACAAAGAGGGUCUUGUUGCGGUCUUUGAUCUUGGGGGUGGCACAUUUGAUAUUUCCAUCUUGGAGAUAGCAAAUGGUGUAUUUGAGGUCAAAGCAACCAAUGGUGACACCUUUUUGGGAGGAGAGGACUUUGACAACGCUCUGUUGGAAUUUUUGGUUAGUGAGUUCAAGGGAAAUGAAGGAAUUGACCUGACAAAAGAUAAGCUUGCCCUGCAAAGGCUCCGAGAAGCAGCUGAGAAGGCUAAAAUAGAGCUUUCAUCAACCACCCAGACUGAAAUUAAUUUGCCAUUUAUUACAGCUGACGCGUCUGGGGCAAAGCAUUUGAACAUCACAUUGACGAGAUCAAAGUUUGAGACUUUAGUUAAUCACUUGAUUGAAAGGACCCGACAACCUUGCAAGAAUUGUUUAAAGGAUGCUGGUGUGUCUAGUAACCAGGUUGAUGAGGUACUACUAGUUGGAGGAAUGACUCGGGUACCGAAGGUACAGGAAGUGGUAGCAGAGAUUUUUGGUAAGAGCCCAAGCAAAGGUGUGAAUCCUGAUGAGGCAGUAGCCAUGGGAGCUGCAAUCCAGGGUGGAAUACUUCGUGGUGAUGUUAAGGAGCUCCUGCUUCUGGAUGUCACUCCCCUUUCACUUGGUAUUGAGACAUUAGGUGGUGUCUUUACUAGAUUGAUCAACAGGAACACAACUAUUCCUACAAAGAAAAGCUCGGUGUUUUCAACUGCUGCUGACAACCAAACCCAAGUGGGUAUUAAAGUACUGCAAGGAGAGCGAGAGAUGGCAUCGGACAAUAAGCUUCUUGGGGAGUUUGAACUUGUGGGUAUCCCACCUGCACCGAGGGGCAUGCCUCAGAUAGAGGUCACAUUUGAUAUUGAUGCAAACGGCAUUGUCACAGUGUCCGCCAAGGACAAGAGCACUGGUAAAGAACAGCAGAUCACCAUCCGUUCAUCUGGUGGUUUAUCAGAGGCUGAAAUUGAGAAGAUGGUCAGGGAAGGUGAGAUGCAUGCGCAAAAGGAUCAAGAAAGGAAGGCAUUAAUUGAUCUUAAAAACCAGGCAGACACCACCAUAUAUAGCAUAGAGAAGAGCGUGAGUGAGUACAAGGACAAAGUUCCAGCUGAAGUGGUGUCUGAAAUUCAGGCAGCGGUGUCAGAUUUGAGAGCUGCAUUGCAAAAUGACAACGCCGAUGAGAUCAAAGCAAAGCUUGAUGCUGCAAACAAAGCUGUUUCAAAGAUUGGAGAACACAUGUCUGGUUCAGGUCAAUCAGGUGGUUCUGCCUCUGGAGGUUCUCAGGGUGGUGACCAGGCCACUGAAGCAGAAUACGAAGAGGUGAAGAAGUAGAUUGCUGAUAAUGGUAGGAGGCGAAUAUGAGAUUGCUCUCAAAGGUUUUUUCUUGUUUGCGGAGUAGAAGUUAAUUAAAUCCGUUUUGUAUUUAAACUUGGAAGCUUAGCUUUGGCUGUACUGGAAGCACUAAUUGAUCUUGUGAAGUCCAAAACUUCAGUGGUAGAUUGCUAAGUGAAAUUUUUGCAGUCGCAGCACCCAUUUGCUAAUUGAAGUAGGCCCUGGUGGUGUGGUUAUCGCGUCAAUAAAUAUGUUGUUUCUGGAUGGACAUCUCAA